AUGUGCCGCGCGGGAGUCAAAGAACAGAGGGGCGCGUGCGGGGGCGGCGGCACCUGCGGCUGCUCCCCCGCGUAUCGCCGCUUUGAUCACGAGGCGAGGCGCCGCGGAGAGGACGGCCGCCUGUCAUUGGCCGUCGCUUUGAGGAGCGGCUCUGCUCGGCUCCUCUCGAUGGCCGCCUGCGCCCUGCAGCCAGAUAACUCACUUCCGACACACGAGCCGCGCACCACUCCGCUUCUCCUGUCCCACAGCAACGUCACAGCUCCCGACGCACUAGUUCCUCCAACCACCACGGCGUAUGUCGCAAUGAGUCUUGCAGUUCCUUCUCCCUGUUCAUUCUCUCUUAGAAUUCUGAUCAGCUUCUUCCUGACGUCGUACGUGCUGCCGCUGCUGCUGAUCGUGAGCCUGUACCUGCGCAUGCUGAUGCGGCUGUGGCGCGCCGGGGCGCCUGGCGGGCACCUCUCCGCCGAGAGCCGGCGCGGCAAGAAGCGCGUCACGCGCAUGGUCGUCGUCGUGGUCGCCAUCUUCGCCGUCUGCUGGUGUCCCAUACAGGUGAUCCUGGUACUGAAGACGGUCGGGAUGUACGACAUCACGACGGCGAAGGUGAUGCUGCAGAUCGUGUCGCACGUGCUGGCCUACAUGAACUCGUGCGUCAACCCCAUCCUGUACGCGUUCCUGUCGGACAACUUCCGGAAGGCGUUCCGGAAGGUGAUCUACUGCGGGCCGGCGGGCGGCGGCGGCGGGGCGCAGCGGGGGCGG
Messenger RNA from Schistocerca cancellata (South American locust), 756 nucleotides. Its product is annotated as allatostatin-A receptor-like. Gene Ontology annotation, cellular component: membrane; neuron projection. Gene Ontology annotation, biological process: neuropeptide signaling pathway. Lineage: Eukaryota; Metazoa; Arthropoda; Insecta; Orthoptera; Acrididae. The annotation marks the transcript as partial. The record is from RefSeq and is a predicted model, not a curated record. The transcript has 4 exons. Gene Ontology annotation, molecular function: neuropeptide binding; G protein-coupled receptor activity.